GGGCCGAUCGAUCGGCGCGGAACAGCCGAGAGGAAAACGCGGCGGACCCCUGGUCGGAACGGGCCCGACCUUCGCCAAAGCCCGAAGAGAAGAUUUUCAUUCAGUCAAAAUCUGUUUACGGUACGCAGCGGACGUGCGGCGUGUAUGUGCCCAUCUCACGUGACCGAAGCGCGCGCGCGCGCCCUCUUUCUUUGAGCCAAAAAGCCAGCCAGCCAAUACUGAUUCCGUCGAUUCCGAGUGGGGUUUUCGGCUGUUUUGCGUUAGUGUGUCUCUGCCGCAACCUCGCCCCCUAUCCCACAGUGUGUGUGUGUGCGCGAGAAUUUUGGAAAGAAAAAGAUUGAGACAACGCGAAUCGCAAGUGAAAAUCAAACGAAAUACAAAUAAAAAAAUACAGGUGCUUAAAUCAGGUGCCCCGCAGCAUCGUGCUAGAAUUGUUGGGUGAAAAUUGUGAAUAGCAGCAAAGCGUGUGUGCGUGGCUCACGGUGAAAUCGAACGCAUCCUGUGUGCGGUGUUGAGGUGAAAAGUUUAAGUAAAUUUUGCGUUUUGCGCAAAACUUGUGCCCGAGCGAGCAAAAGGCCUUGCGGCGAUAGUGUGCACCGACCACCGGGGAAAACUGUGUGCCCGAGACUUGCCGACUGAAUGCCGGGAGGGAAGAGUGAAAAAUCAAUUCGAGUACAGCAACCUCUCACCCGCCUGCCCUCGCCGAAUCGGCCUGCCGCAGCACGGGGUUUGGAGAAUUGUGCUGUAAAUCAUUUUCCUCCUCACACCGAAGAGGUAUUGCCGUGUGCCGUGAGUUUAUGUGUGUGUGUGCUUCAAAGGAAAAUAUCGCAUAGUUUUCCCUAAGUGAAACGAAACGAGAAAAAUUCUAACCCCAUUUUACACACCCCACAGCCGAAAUCAUUCGACCAGUGUGAGGGGUGUGCUCGACGCUUUCCCAAAACCACAGUGGGCAAUGGAAGUGAAGUGAAGUUUCCCUGCCCCGUACGUGAUCGUGUACGUGUGUCUGUGCGUGUGUGUGUGUGCAUCUUGAAAGAUAAUGGUGCGUACGUUCGUUCGCAGCAGCAGCAGCAGUAACAGCAGCAGUAGAGCAGCAGCAGUGCGAAGUUACGUCUUACUACUUCCACCCAAGAUUGCUGCAGCGUGAAGCAAAAACCGCAAAGUCAGCAAACGGCAGCAUCUUCCCGUCCGCAAGCACACAAGCGAACCCUCCGGGUAGGCAGCGGAAAAAAAGAAGGGGAAAAGGCAGCAAACCAACCUAAAAAAAAAAACAAUCCCGUCGUGGUUCGAACGCAAAACCAAUCCGGCAACGUCGGCGAAAGGCGGUCAGAACACACACACACACACACAAAAAGCGUCUACAUUUUCGCAGCACAGCUUUUUGGCCCUUUCCGGCGGCCACCGGAAAUUGCCCACACACCCCCUGGGUUCCUCCCUAUUCCCCCGUGCGUGUGUGUGUAUGUGUGUGUGUGUACGUAUGUGAUUGUGGUUGCUUUGCCCUUCCGAAAGCAUCCAAAAGAAGUGAAAAAAAAUUAAACCUGGAAGGCGAGAAUAUUUGAUUUUCGUUUCAUUUCGGAUUUAUGAGGCAUUGGCUACCGUCUUCUUUUUUCUCAGUGUGUGUGUGUGUGAGUGUGUGCUGUAUUGCACCAGCUAGUGUUUCCGCACAUUCCCCGGCUGUGCCCUGAGGGUGAAUAAUUCAAAGUUCAAUUCGCCAUAACUGAAUUGGCCGCAGCUGCGAAUCACGGUCGGGCCGUAACGCGCGUGCAGCCGUGUAACGCCGUGCACCGUAACGCUACAGUCGACACACGGUGAACCGAUCAAAUCAUCAUCCCAUCGCUGCCAGUGUGCCAGUGAGUGAAGCGUUUCCCAACAUCAUCAUCAUCAUCAUCGGCAUUAAGCGGAAGCAAGCGGGGAAGUUGAAAGAGCGGUGGAUUCGGUUUUCCCACCCUCAAAGUGCCGGGCCUGUGCUGCAGCAUAAGCGUUACGUAAUAAAUUUUCAUAUAAAACGGCCCCAUAACAAGGAUUAAAUUGGAUUUAUUACCAGUGAAUGAAAAAUUGAUUUAUGUACAAAAUUGAUUUUUCUCCCACAAUCGUGCCACACCGUGCUGUGUGUCCUGUGUGAAAACGGUUUAAUGCGGUUGUGUGUGUGUGCGUGUUGAAACCCAAAAAAAAAAAACAUCGCAGGGAAAGUGUAGUGAAUGGAGCCCAAUGUGCAUAAUAAUUAAUCCCUUGUUAAUCGAUUGAAAAAGCGGAAGAGAGUGAGAGAAAAAUAUAUAAAAAAACGAAUCUCCGAGUCCGAGUGUAUGAGGCAGUUUAUCAAUGAAGUUUGUGUCCUGCAGGCCACUCAGCGUGCGUUGAGCCACUCGCCAGUCGCCGGUGCAGAAGGAUCCGGGAGCCCAGCCCAGCCGCAGCUGGACCGCAGUGAGUAAUGCAAAUGAAAUCCCCCAGCAGGCGUAGAGCUCUGCCGUCCCCGUUCUGCACCGAUAGCGCCAUGGGCCCGACGACGGCACGGUGCAUUUGUUGAUCGUCCACACAGAGAGACACGAAAACGAAAAAAAAAACACACUCAUUGAGAAGCGAAAGAGAAGAAAACAGGAGCAGAAGAAGAAGCAGUUUUGUUUGUUUUUGGCACGUGAAGCGAUUAGUUUUGUUUGUUAAGUUCGGCGAUCGCGUGCUCAUCCCGAAACGCCACAAAUGGAACAACGACAUAGCGAGCAGUGCGGGGCGCUGGAUGAGACGCAGUGCUUUCGGAUAGGACGGCACCCGGAGGUGCAGCAGCACUGUCGGAGGCAGCCCUCCUCCACCCGGCACAAGGUGCGGACGAUGCCGGUGCUGCUGUCCCUGCUGCUAGUGCUGCUGCUGCCCGCCCUCGUGAGCCGCGGCCAGGUGAGCGGCGAACCGAACUGCCCGUCCGCCUGCCAGUGCAAGUGGAAGGGCGGCAAGCAGGCGGUGGAGUGUCUGAGCGGCAACCUGUUCACCAUCCCGGAGAACAUCGACCACUCGACGCAGGUGCUGGACGUGUCCGGCAACAAUCUGCAGAUCAUCUCGAACGAAACGUUCGUCCGGUCGAACCUGCUGAACCUGCAGAAGCUGUACAUGCGCGACUGCCGCAUCGGCCAGAUCGAUGACGGGGCGUUCGCCGGGCUGACCAAUCUGGUCGAGCUCGACCUGUCGAUCAACCUGCUGACGGCGGUACCGUCCGCCGCCUUCCAGCACAUCGUGUCGCUGCGGGACCUUACGCUCGCCCGCAACCACAUCCAGAAGAUCGAGAGCCACGCGUUCCGGAACGUGACGGCGCUGACCAAGCUCGAUCUGUCGUUCUGCAGCAUCCAGACGAUCGCGCCGCAAGCGUUCGAGGGGCUCGGGUCGCUCCACUCGCUCAAGCUGAACGGCAACCAGCUGUCCGAGCUGCGGCCGAAAACGAUCGAAACGCUCAGCCGGCUGCACGGGAUCGAGCUGCACGGGAAUCCGUGGGUGUGCGACUGCCGGCUGCGGGCGGCCAAGCUGUGGCUGACGGAGCACAACAUCCCGUACCCGAUCGCGCCGACCUGUGCCGGCGGGCCGGAGCGCGUGAUGGACAAAACGUUCGGCGAGCUGCAGGUGGACGAUUUCGCCUGCAAGCCGGAGAUGCUGCCGGUGCGCCGCUUCAUCCAGUCGUACAGCGGGGAAAAUGCCACGAUCGAGUGCCGCAGCUCGGCCGUGCCGUCCGCCACGGUGAACUGGUACUGGAACGGGAAGCUGCUGGUGAACAACUCACACUUCAGCGCGUACCAGCGCGUGCUGGUGCACGAGCAGGGCAACUUCGAGAAGCGGUCGCGGCUAACGCUCACCAACGCGCAGGAGACGGACUCGAGCGAGUUCUACUGCGUGGUGGAGAACCGGGCCGGCACGGCCGAGGCCAACUUUACGCUGCACGUGGCGAUGCGCGACGUCGGGUUCGUGAUCGAAAACCGCCAGGUCAUUGGGCUGAGCGCGGCCCUGGUCAUACUGAUACUGUUCAUCCUGCUGAUCAUACUGUUCCUGCUGGUGCGGUUACGGCGCAUACCGAUGACGGAGACGAAAACCCCGAACCAGGUCGAGGUGAUCACGUCCGUAAGUCCCUCUAGCAAUGUAAAUGGCAAGGUGGCGACGCCUAUUAACAAUUGUCAUUCUCCAGAUCGAGCCAAAGCCGCCGGCGAUCUGAAGUGCGGCCCGAACCCGGCCGCGAACCCGCUCCAGAAGCCGCCGCGGCUGACCGACCUGCCGUACUCGACGUCGCACUACGACGGCGGCGGCAGUCUGAUCGCGUCCGGCCAGUGCUUCGUCUCGCCGACCCACUCGCUCGCCGGCAACAAUCCGGACCUGAUCAACGACACCAAGCGGCUGGGCAGCGGGACGGACCUGACGGCGGCGACGGCAGCGCCGGGCCCGGCCGUGCCCGGCGGUGGUGUGGCCGACCCGCUCGCCCACCUCGGCCAGCUGCAGCUGCAGGCCACCAGCGCGCUCAGCACCGCCCUCUCGCUGAUGGAUCCGGUCGAGCGGCCGGGCAGUGGCGAGUAUAGCCGGGCCGGUUGCGACUCGCUCUAUCCGUCCGGGCUGUGGGAAACGCACAGCUCCAACCUAGCGGCGACCGGGCUCGACCAUGGGGGGAGCCACGGUCCCGGUCCGUACUCGGACAAGCUACCGAUUCUCGGCGGUGGCGGCUCCGGUGCCGGCCCCGCCAUGCUAAACCUCGACGACGAAACGUCCUCGGUGGACUAUCUCAGCCGGACGUUCCCGCGCACCCAUCUUACCGGCGGGCUGUCGCUGUCGACCACCGCAUCGUCCGGCGGGUCGUACGGCCACGGGGCAGCAGCAGCAGCAGCAGCGACGGGCGGCACUACUACCACCGGCAGUGGCGGCGGCUACCCGGCCGACUACGGGCUGCCGAUCGUGCCCGGCGCCGAGCAGCUGCACAACAAGCUGGCGAGCGGGCAGCCGGCCCACCACGGCAGCACCGGCAGCAUGCCGAUGAACGCGAAAACGCUGCGCGUGUGGCAGAAGGGCGGCGUGCCGGUUCUGCCACCGGUCACCGCCUUAAAACGUGCUUUAUCCAACAGCCGCAACUCGCCCGACGAAGGCUACCAGGAGGGCUGCGGGACGGACGUGUAGUCCUGCCUGUAGCCUUUCCGCUUGCCCAGCCUGCUAGCAGCAGCAGCAGCAGCAGCAGCAGCCCACGACCAGCCGCCUCCCUCCCCGGCCCCAGCGAGUGAUAACGACGACGAUGACGACGAGGACGACGUUUGAGCGCUGCCGGCACCACCACUGGAUCCGCUCGAAACCGCUCGAAAUGGCGCCUGCCGGUAUGCAAACCGCACGACACACACAGACGUUGGGCGUAUGGUGAAAAAUGGUGUGCGUUUUUAGACAAGAAACCCCGUUUUUUGUGUUUUAUGUGGGUGUGUGUGUGUGUGCGCGGUACGAGUAUAGUAUUUGUGUCUCUCAAUCGCCUCGCGAUACUCGAAAAGUAGCUAGUACGAAAAUGCUUCCUCGGUGAGCAACACGCGUCACGAAACGACUAAUAACUGAAUGACCGGCGAGUGAGAUUUGUAGACGUUGCCCAGGAAGAACGAACACGAAAACGAGUAGCGAAAACAUAGCACUACACAGAAAAGAAAACCACCACCUCCGGUCCUUAAGCGUGCGUGUGUACAAUGUAUGUAUGUGUGUUAAUUCUUGUGCAAGCGACCGGUAAAAAAAAGGGAAGAACGGGAAAAUGGUCCAUUGUUUUCAAUUACGUUUCGCAGUACGGUCUAGUGAUGGGUCGGUCUGAACCUGAUAGUUUCUGUACUAUCAUUCAAACUUGUCACAAAGUUUGUGUGCGCGUGUGUUGUAAAACUGUGGACCGGGAUUUAACAAAAAAAAAAAAACAUCGG
Molecule: messenger RNA, 5891 nt
Organism: Anopheles coluzzii
Lineage: Eukaryota; Metazoa; Arthropoda; Insecta; Diptera; Culicidae
Exons: 1
Coding region: 2692-5127 (811 amino acids)
Molecular function (GO): protein binding
Source: RefSeq, a predicted model, not a curated record